CACCCCUCCGUCAAAACAAACCUUUUCAAUAAUGUUUGCUAGUUAAAAGACAGUUGCUUGUAUUUAUUUUAUAGUAUGAUUCAGUUGUUGAUUGCAGAUAGCGAAAAUUGAUAAGAAGGGAUAACAACUUAGUACAUUAUGAAUUGAUAACUUUUAAAUCACCCAUAUUAAAAGCAACCGGCAUCUUAAAAGCAAGCAGUAAAAUAUAAGUAUUUCGCGUGAUUUUAAUUUAAUUUUUUGUUUUUACGUAACGCAGUUAGAUCGAUAAAGAAGAGGAGGAAAUAGUGAAGAAAAUAAUAUUCUUACACAUCAUACAGAGUACCUAUGAAAAACAAUUCUAUUGUACGUCUACAAAAAACUCAAAAAGCGACCAAAAUUUUCUAAUGCAAAGACUCUUUCAAACACUGUUGUAGCGUAUUUCCAGCAAUUUAUUAUACCCAUUAUAAAGAUUCAUAUUUUAGCAGUAAAACAAGAGUAUCAUGUCUGUAUCACCAUCCUGUGUCCUCUCAGUAGAAAAAGCUAAAGCUUCAUUAAGAGAUAUCAUUGCUGCUCUUUCCUUGCCAGAUCAUGCAGCAAGGAUAGCUGAGGCCAAAAACAAUGCUGGUAAUGACAUGAUGAUGUAUAUGCAAUUAGUUUUUCCUCUUGCAACACAAAUCCAACAAGACGUCAUACAAAAUUAUGGUUUUCCUGCUGAUAGAGAAGGAUUAUUAGAAUUCACUCGUAUCAUCAAAAUGUUAGCAAAGGAAAAUGAAGAAAUCGCACAAAUGGAUGAAGAUUUGCGAUCACUGCUUAUACCAUCUAUGGUAUUGCCUUAUCCACAAACAACUUCAAACUAAAACUACAGUACUGUUUUCUUUCUGAAUUAUAUAUGUAUAUUCUGAAUUUUAUCAUAUAAAAUAAAGCCUUCUGUUUUUAUUUGUUAAA
Molecule: messenger RNA, 924 nt
Organism: Argiope bruennichi
Lineage: Eukaryota; Metazoa; Arthropoda; Arachnida; Araneae; Araneidae
Product: protein C10-like
Exons: 3
Coding region: 480-836 (118 amino acids)
Biological process (GO): post-embryonic development
Source: RefSeq, a predicted model, not a curated record